Cydia fagiglandana is the source of this 2703-nucleotide messenger RNA. It is a transcript of the gene Hr96, whose product is annotated as nuclear hormone receptor HR96. Gene Ontology annotation, molecular function: zinc ion binding; nuclear receptor activity; RNA polymerase II cis-regulatory region sequence-specific DNA binding. Gene Ontology annotation, biological process: positive regulation of transcription by RNA polymerase II; cell differentiation; negative regulation of transcription by RNA polymerase II. NCBI's taxonomy places the organism in Eukaryota, Metazoa, Arthropoda, Insecta, Lepidoptera, Tortricidae. The transcript is spliced from 8 exons. The record is from RefSeq and is a predicted model, not a curated record. Bases 334 to 2025 code for a protein of 563 amino acids.
UUCAUAAUUCCACUCAAAUAAAGACAAAUAGUCAAAUUAUUCUCAACCUAACAUCAAAACGAGUCAUACGAUACGAUUCUAUGUACUCAUGUAAUUAUUUUUAUCAAAACAUUUAACAAAUUAUCAUCUUAUCGACCCUUACCAACAAUAUUCGCGAUCUCUGGAUAUCAGUGCUAAUUAUUAUGACGUCACACAAUGCUAACAUGUGCAUAUUAUGAGUAUUAUGACAAUUUUGCAAUGCAAGCUACAUAGUUUGUUGUCUAGCUAAUUUUAGCUGGUUUCAUAGCAUGUUUAUCUCUGUAAGCGUGGAAGUGCAGUGGUUUUCUAUACAAAAUGGAUAGUAAUAGUGAAAUAAGUGAUAAAAAAGUGGAGGACGAACAAAGAAAAGAGUUGGGGCCGCAUCAGAAAAUUUGUCUAGUAUGUGGCGAUAAGGCGUUGGGAUAUAAUUUCAACGCGAUAUCCUGUGAGAGUUGUAAGGCGUUUUUCCGUCGGAAUGCUUUAACUGGCAAGGAGUUCAAGUGCCCUUUCUCUAACAACUGCGAUAUUACGGUCAUAACUCGGCGUUUCUGCCAGAAAUGCCGUUUAGAAAAAUGUCUAGCCAUCGGCAUGGUGAAAGAGUUUAUCAUGUCAGAUGAGGACAAAGCAGAGAAACGGAGGAAAAUAGAAGAGAAUAGAGCUAAGAAGAGACAGCGGGAUCCGGAUGAGGAUAUAACUAGCUCGAAGAACUUUAAGCGAGACGAUGAUGUUAGAAAUUUUACGCCUCAAAUACAAGAGUCUGUGAUACAAUAUGAUGUCCUUAACAGUACUACUUGUAGCCCUAACAGUACCGUACAGUCUCCGCUUAGCAAUGAGGUGGACUCAUUAAGUUCUCCGCCAGGUUAUGGGUCCUAUGUUCCGGUGCAGAGCGCAGAUCACCCGUACACUAUGAAGGUGUUUCCGAUGGAUGAGAAAACUCAGUAUGAUCCGAGGAUGAUGGAGUCAUACAAUAUGUGUGAUAGUAUGAUGUCUAUUGAAAGUACAAUGUAUGAACAGCCAAAACAGAACAGUAUAAGGUCAAUACUGACAAAUGGCGAUGCGAUCCACCGGGAAGCGAAGCCGGUUCACAUGUGCGAGGAACUGCCGUCCACAAGCACUGAUCCUGACAUUAAUAAAGCUAGGGAUAUACUGCAGGAUGUCGAACGAAUAGAGCCAAAUUCCAUGGAGUCCAUACUGUGUGAGGCAAUCAAGCUGGAGUUUGAAGCGUACACCUCCGUUAACAACUGCAGCGGGUCAUCCAGAGAACUCAAUGAGGUGGAGCGAGCGAAGCUAAACGAGCUUAUAGUAGCGAAUAAAGCAUUACACGCCCCUAUAGACGACGAUAUGUCGCAACUUAUAGCGGCCGACUGCACUUCCAACCUCAAAGAUGGUGACGGUGUCCACGACCCGCGGCUAGUGACCAUUGUGAACCUUACGGCGAUAGCAAUAAGGCGGUUCAUUAAGAUGGCCAAGAAGAUCAACGCUUUCAAGAACAUGUGCGAGGAAGAUCAGGUGGCGCUUUUAAAAGGAGGCUGUAUAGAAAUGAUGGUCCUGAGAAGUACAAUGACUUAUGAUGGACAAAUGAAUCAGUGGAAGGUACCUCACUCUCAAGAACAAUUCGGUUGCAUCCGCACCGACGUCCUAAAGCUGGCGAAAGGCAACAUCUACCGCUCGCACGAAUCCUUCAUUCGCUCGUUCGACGCGCGCUGGAGACAGGACGAGCAAAUUAUCCUGGUCAUGUCCGCCAUUUUGUUGUUCACCCCGGACCGGCCCAAGGUCGUGCAUCGGGAUGUUAUUAAACUAGAACAGAAUUCCUACUACUACCUACUCCGUCGCUACCUAGAAAGCGUGUACCCGGGUUGCGAAGCGAAAUCCACUUUCCUCAAGCUCAUACAGAAGAUCCUGGAACUUCGGAAGCUUGCUGCAGAAGUUACUGGGGUAUAUCUAGACGUGAAUCCUAUUGAACCACUUUUGAUGGAGAUAUUUGAUUUGAAACACCAUCCUGCUUAAGCAAGGUAGGAUAAUAAGUUUAAUAUGUAAAAUAUGUUAUAGGACCAUUUUAUGUAAAGUUAUACACAUUACUUUUUAGUAAUGAAAGAGGUCGUAAUUCUAAGAAAUAUAAAAAAAUAUGUGAACAACUUUAAAUAAAAUGACACUAUUGAUAAAGGAAUAUACUAAGACGCAUAGUGUAAAAUAUUGAAGAAAAAAAAUUACAACUGAAGUAGGUAGCGCUUCCGGGUUUCAACGUGACGCCUUUCAAUAUGAUAUUUGCCAACUCAAUGGAACCACCUACAGUCUGUAUCUUUAGGUAUUUAAAUAAAAGUAAACAAGCAAUUUGUAAAUUUUCGGGUAGUUACAACAUUGAUUGGUUAACCAACCACACGCAAAACCAUUUGGAUCAGUCACUGAACGACUUGACUUUAACCUACAGUAGUUGAUCAUGUAAUGUUAUCAUUUUGACGACAAGUCUGGCCUAAAGGGUAGUGACCCUGCCUAUGAAGCCGAUGGUCCCGGGUUCGAAUCCUGGUAAGGGCAUUUAUUUGUAUGAUGAUACAGAUAUUUGUUCCCGAGUCGUGGUUGUUUUCUAUAUAUGUAAGUAUUUAUAUAUUUCUUUCUAUAUAUGUAAGUAUUUAUUGUCUGAGUACCCACAACACAAGCCUUCUUGAGCUUACCGUGGGGCUUAGGACA